Molecule: messenger RNA, 1864 nt
Organism: Ctenopharyngodon idella (grass carp)
Lineage: Eukaryota; Metazoa; Chordata; Actinopteri; Cypriniformes; Xenocyprididae
Product: gastrula zinc finger protein XlCGF8.2DB-like
Exons: 3
Coding region: 54-1079 (341 amino acids)
Biological process (GO): regulation of transcription by RNA polymerase II
Cellular component (GO): transcription regulator complex; PcG protein complex
Molecular function (GO): RNA polymerase II cis-regulatory region sequence-specific DNA binding; DNA-binding transcription factor activity, RNA polymerase II-specific
Source: RefSeq, a predicted model, not a curated record
AGGUCAUAAGGAUGCGCCGCGCUCCUGCAUUGUUGUGAUUCGGCUGAAGAAAGAUGUCGUUUAUUAAAGAGGAGAGUGAAGACGUGAAGAUUGAAGAAACAUUCAGAGUGAAACUUGAAGAAACUGAGGAACAAACAGACCUGAUGCCACUGAAAGAAGAUAGUGAAGUACUGGAAGAGAAAGAUCAACAUGAGAAACAUCAUGAUUUCACAACUGGAGAAAAAACAUUUAUUUGCUCACAGACUGAAGAAUCUUCCUCACAAAAAAGAGCUCAAACAGAAACUAUAAGUUAUUUCACCUGCCAGCAGUGUGGAAAGAGUUUCACUAAAAAAGGAACCCUUAAAGCCCACUUGAACAUUCACACUGGAGAGAAGCCCUUCACCUGCCAACAGUGUGGAAAGAGUUUCACUACAAAAGGAAUCCUUAAAGGCCACAUGACGGUUCACACCGGAGAGAAGCCUUACACCUGCCAACAGUGUGGAACCGGUUUCACUCAAAAAGGAAGCUUUAACAGGCACUUGAGAAUUCACACUGGAGAGAAGCCUUACAUCUGCCAACUGUGUAAUAAGAGCUUCACGACAGAACUAAACCUAAGGUAUCAUAUAAAUAGUCACACUGGAGAGAAGCCGUUCACUUGUGAUCAGUGUGGAAAGAGUUUCAGACACAAAAUAUCCCUUAAUAAGCACAUGAGGACUCACUCAAGUGAGGACUGUUGCAUAUGUCAUCAGUGUGGAAUGAGUUUCACAGACAGAAAUCAUCUUAAGAAUCAUGUAAAAAUUCACACCAGAGAGAAGCCUUGCAUGUGCCAUCACUGUGGAAAGACUUUCUCAAACAAAACAAACCGUGAGGUUCACAUGAGAGUUCACACUGGAGAGAAGCCGUUCACCUGCCCUCAGUGUGGAAAGAGCUUCAGAUUUAAAGGAAACCUUCAGACGCACAUAAGAGUUCACACUGGAGAGAAGCCUUACACGUGUCUUGAGUGUGAGAUGUGUUUCACAUAUCAAAGAGACCUGAAACGUCAUUUGCGAACUCAUUCUGAAAAUACAGUGCAAUGUUCCUCGAUGUGGGAAGAGGUUUAGAAAAAGGAGCAAUUCAUUUGGACAUUCACUCCGGACCAAACAGUUUAAUUUGAAGUGCAAUUUUAUAAAUGUAAUCAAUUUUCUUUUGCUGUCACACUUCAGAAUCAGAAAGAGCUUUAUUGCCAAGCAUGUUUACACAUACGAGGAAUUUGUCUUGGGGACAGGAGCUUCUAGUGUAGAAGAAAGUACAGACAUGGUGCAGACAUACAUGGGAAUUACACAGUAGAAAUUAAAUAUAACAAUAAUAGAAGAAACAAAAAUUUUAAAUAAUGUGAUAUAAUACAGUAGUAGAAAUAUAGAGAAAAAAACGUUUUAAUGAAUGAACAGAUGUGACUUGCAAGCGUACAGUUUAUGUAAUUUACAAAUGUUCAAUUUUUAGUUUCAGUAUUAGUUUUUAAUUGUUCAGGCUAAAUAUAGCCUGCGGGAAAAAACUUGUGCCUUGCUGUUCCUGGCUGAUUUUCUCAUUCUGAAGGUGUAAAGAUCUUGGAGGGUAGGCAGUGGAGAACCAAUAAUCUUCUCAGCCGUCCUGAAUGUACGUUGUAGUCUCCUGAUGUCUGAUUUGGUAGCUGAACCAAACCAGACGGUUAUAGAUGAACAGACUCGAUGAUGGCCAAGUAAAACUCUGGAGCUGAAAUAGUUUCAGCAACACAUACAGAUAAGUGAAAAAUCAUGCAGAUGUGAGACACUAUUUUUGUUAUUGUGGAGUUUUAAAUGGCUUGACAAUUUAAAAUGGCACAAGACAAUAUAUAUAUAUAUAUGUGUGUCAAAUAAAGGCUAUAUUCACA